CAGCUCACGUGUCCUUUCUCUCCUUUGCCUCCCCCCUCCCCAACUCUCCCCAUCUCUCUCCCUCACAUCAUGUUAGACUCUUGUAUCCAUCACUGCAGAGCCAGGAUGGAGAAAUUUCCGUAUCCUUCCUGCCUGUUCCUGGCUCUUCACUGGUUUUGAUUUUGCCUCUGCAAAACAUUCUCGUCUCUCCUUUCUCUCUCUUUCCUCUCCGCUCCUCUUCCGACCACCUUCCUCCCCUCAGGAACAAUUCCGAGGAGAAAAAGAAGGAAGAGAGGCAAGGACCAGGGAGCAUCCCAGACUUUCAAUGCAAAGCAAAAGAAAAAGAAGAAAGGGCACUGAGACCUGUCUUCCUUGCAUGCUGUACCAACUGGUGCCAGCCCUGAUUCCGAUUAUGAAGGCAUUAUGAGCUGCCCGCUACAGAACUGGGUGUUGUUGACAGCCUUCCUCUUUCUGCUGCUUUGUCAUUCAGGUUUUGUAAAAGCGGAUACGCAACCUGGCGAUUUGCGGAGGCGGGUCCCGAAUGCCAGCUGGCGCAAAAGAUGGGGGGUUUCGGAAAUCACCCACCCCACCAGGCUAGUGGGACAGAGUUCUGGGGGAGAGGUCCAAAACCAUCAGCUGGACACCAGAGUGAGAAAAGAGCCUGGCAGCAGUGGAGGAGCAGGAGGUGGCGGAAAAGGAGAAAGCCCUAUUAUACACCUGGCCCAGGUGAGUUUCCUUGUCCAUGCCUUUGGCUCAGCCUUCACCUUGGACCUUGAGUUGAACCACCACCUGCUGUCUUCACAUUAUGUGGAACGCCAUUUCAGGGAGGAUGGAAACGGCAGCCACACCACGGGAGCCGGAGAGCACUGUUACUAUCAAGGCGGUCUCCGUGGGGAAGCAAACUCUUUUGCGGCUCUGUCCACCUGCCAUGGCCUCCACGGCGUUUUCUCUGAUGGAAAGGCCACGUACCUUCUGGAGCCUCACAAUUCACCUGAGCACCAAGAGGGUCCACUCCAGCAUCUGAUCUACAAGACACCUGUACCUCGCACUGCUCAGGGUUGCACGGAACCAGGGUGUUUAUUUGCUGAACUGAACUACUACAUUCCAUCUGGGCUCCCUAAAUUACGACGCCGGCGGCAGGUUCACCGAAGUCACCGAACUGUCCACAGCGAGACCAAAUUCAUUGAACUCAUUGUAGUUAAUGACCACCAGCUGUUUGAGCAGCUGCGUCGCUCUGUACUCCUUACCAGCAAUUUUGCGAAGUCUGUGGUGAACCUUGCUGAUGUGAUCUAUAAGGAGCAGUUGAACACAAGAAUUGUGUUGGUUGCCAUGGAGACAUGGGCAUCAGGGGACAAGAUCCAGGUAGACGAAGAUUCCCUGGAGACACUGAGUGAAUUCAUGAAGUACCGCCAGGAUGCUCUUCCUGAGAACAGUGAUGCUGUACAUCUCUUCUCCGGACACACUUUCAGAAGCAGCCGCAGUGGUACAGCAUACGUUGGAGGGAUUUGCUCAGUCACCCGAGGUGGAGGUGUCAACGAGUAUGGCAACGUGGGAGCAAUGGCUGUAACAUUAGCUCAGACCCUGGGGCAAAACAUUGGAAUGAUGUGGAACAAGCACCGUACCUCUGCAGGCGACUGUCGCUGUCCCGACUCAUGGCUGGGCUGUAUUAUGGAGGACACUGGAUUCUACCUGCCACGGAAGUUCUCACGCUGCAGCAUUGAUGAGUACAAUAAAUUCUUGGCUGAUGGUGGGGGAAGCUGUCUCUUUAACAAGCCACUGAAGCUCCUUGAUCCCCCUGAAUGUGGUAAUGGAUUUGUAGAGGCAGGAGAAGAAUGUGACUGUGGGUCUCUGGCGGAGUGCUCCAAAGGUGGGGGGAACUGCUGCAAGAAAUGCACAUUGACGCAUGAUGCUAUGUGCAGUGAUGGCUUGUGCUGCCGAGGGUGCAAGUAUGAGCCGCGGGGUGUAACCUGCCGAGAUCCCGUGAAUGAGUGUGACAUCCCUGAAACCUGCACAGGUGACUCCAGUCAGUGCCCACCCAAUUUGCACAAACAGGAUGGCUAUUUUUGUGAAAAUGAACAGGGCCGGUGCUACGGAGGCCGUUGUAAAACCAGGGACCGCCAGUGCAGUGCAUUGUGGGAUCGUGCUUCAGCUGAAAGGUUUUGCUAUGAGAAGCUGAAUGUUGAAGGCACUGAGCGAGGGAAUUGUGGGCGUGAGGGGAACCGCUGGGUGCCCUGCAUCAAGCAAGAUGUGUUGUGUGGAUACCUCCUCUGCGCCAAUGUGACCGGUUCUCCGCGUAUGGGCGAACUUCUUGGUGAAAUCACCACCAUGACUUUCUAUCACCAGAAGCGUUAUGUUGACUGCAGGGGCGGCCAUGUGCAGCUUGUAGAUGGCACGGAUGUGAGCUACGUGGAGGACGGGACGCCCUGCGGACCCAGCAUGCUGUGUCUUGACCACAAAUGCCUUCCUGUAUCCGCCUUUAACUUCAGCACCUGUCCAGGCAGCUGGGGUGGCCAGAUCUGCUUUGACCAUGGGGUCUGCAGCAAUGAGGGCCAAUGCAUCUGCUAUCCUGAUUGGACAGGAAAGGACUGCAGUGUCUAUGACCCUAUCCCAGAUCCAAAGCCCACAGGGGAGACAGAAAAGUACAAGGGUCCCAGCGGAACCAACAUCAUCAUUGGCUCCAUCGCUGGAGCAAUCCUGGUGGCUGCUAUCGUCCUGGGUGGCACCGGAUGGGGAUUUAAGAACAUUCGCAGAGGAAGGUAUGACCCGGCUCAGCAGGGCAUCUAAGCACCACCCCUCGCCGCCACCCCCUCCAUCGCUCAUCCCCUCCAUCCCACCAUCCGCAUCGCCUUCAUCCCGCACUCCCUGCUUGCAAUGAUCAUGUGGGUGGCUGAACCAGCUCUCUUGCGGAGGCCCCUCUCAACCAAGAAGAUCUCAUCUGCGCCAUCGCUUCUCUCCACGCAUCCAUCAGUGCUGGCAUCAGCAACGCUUUGCUCUCCAUUCCUUAGUUGGCUUGCGGGAGGAGGGCCUUUGGGCA
Lacerta agilis (Sand lizard) is the source of this 3013-nucleotide messenger RNA. RefSeq names its product ADAM metallopeptidase domain 11 (gene ADAM11). Gene Ontology annotation, biological process: proteolysis. The coding region runs from base 403 to 2763 and encodes 786 amino acids. Gene Ontology annotation, molecular function: metalloendopeptidase activity. The record is from RefSeq and is a predicted model, not a curated record. Lineage: Eukaryota; Metazoa; Chordata; Lepidosauria; Squamata; Lacertidae. The transcript is spliced from 26 exons.